AUGAAUUAAAAAUAUGUGUCUAACUUAGAAAUUAGUUUUGAUCGUGAAAAUAUGAGUGUUGUAUCCAAAAUUUUGAUUGUUAAGCCUCUAAAUUAAACAUUUAAUUAUUUCACUGAAAUCAAAAAUAAAAGAGCAACUUAAUAAUCUUUUAUUCAUUUAAGAGGAGGAGGAUGUGGAUAAGCUAAACCAACUUAAAAAAUUGAAGAAAAGAUAAUUAUUGGAGUGCCUGAUAAUUUUUUGAAAAAUUUAGAAAAAUAUGUUGAUGUUAUCAAUACUAAAGCUUAGUUGUUAACAGAUAAUUCACAGAGAAAUGAAGUAAUAAUAGCAUGUUAAUGGUUUAUGUAUAAUAAAGAGCAUUUAAAUAUGUGUUGUAUUAACAAUAAUUUAACUCAAUCAAUAUAUACUAUAAUGUAGAAUUCUUUUGGAAAUUUGCUAAAAAUUCUUUCUGUUUAUUUAAGAGCUUCAUGGUUUUUAUGCUAUCAAAUUCUCUAGAUUUGCAAUGACUUUUUAAGAGUUAUAUAUUCAUUUUAAAUAUAAAGCUAGGAGAGAUAUAUGGAUUUACAAAUAUAAUAACAAUUUUUAUAAGAUUUAGAAGAAUUUAAGGAAUAGUUGGAAAUCGAAGAAGCAAAUGUAUGGAAUACAGGAAUAGAAUAUGAAGUAACACUUAUGAAAAUUAUGUUAAUUAAUUGUUAGACCAACUCAGAAGAAGGUAAGAAUCUUUUAAUAAAUAUUAUUAAAAAUGUAGCCGAAUCAGCAUUGUAAAUGUCUCCCACAGAAGACUUAAUCCCAAGUCUUAUUGAAGGAGCUAAAUUUCUAUUUUUACAAUACAAAGAUAAAGUAUUAUAUCCUUAAGAAGUGUACGCUACUUACUAUUUAUUCUAAACUCUUAAAUGGUCUAUUGUGAGGUAAUUAAAAUCUUAAUAUUCUGUCUAUAAUCAAAUUAAAUAACUAAAAGAUGCAUUCUAACAAUAUAUUCUACAUUCAGAUAAUUGGAUAAUUCAUUAUAGUUGGAUAUCAAUGAUAGUCGAUAUAUUAGCAUAUAGACCUAUUAUUGAUAAAUAGAAAAUUGCCAAAGGAAAUUAAAUUGAAUAGUAAUCAAUGUGGAAUAAUUUAAUUGAAAAUAACCUAAUUUUUAGUCUUACAUAUAAUAGAAAUUAAGCAUCUAUCAUUUUAUUUCAAAAUCAAGUAUAAUAUUUUAGUGUAGAAAUAAAGGAUUUAAUGGAAAAAUAAGGUAUUCCUAAGUUUAAGUUAAUUUCAGAUUUUAUUUUAAAAGGUUAAUUUACCCAAUAAAUUAAUAUUUGGAAUUUUUAUAGAGAUUUUUCUUUUAAAAAAAAAAAAGAAACAACUAUUAAGGAUUUUGAAAUCGUUUUAGACAAUAACGAUUUAUUAUUAUUAGAGAAAUAAAUUGAAAAAUUUAAUUCUUAAUUAGAUGAUUUAGUUAUACUUUAUUAGUAAAUCUAAUAAUCCUUGACUGAUUAUUUUAACUAAUCAACUAACACACAAAUCAAUAUUAAAUUAUUAUAAAAUGAUUACUCUGUCUUUGAAAAACAAUUUUUAGAUGCAUAUAAAUUGGCACUCUAUCAUCUUGAUUUUAUCAUAGAAAGAUCUACUCUUGAGUUUGAAAAAUUAAAAUUGCUUUCUCCUUGUUUUGAAGAAUUAACAAUUGAAGCCAAGCAAAAAUAAAAUUUAGAAAAUAUUUUUAAUCAUUUAGAAGAAUUGAUUUAAAAUAAAUUUUAAACCUUAUUAGAAGAUUUUCUUAAAAAUUUUAUAACUGUAGUAGAGUAUUUGAGUUAUCUAGCUGAAAUUAGUUUAAAUCCACAAUCUAAAAAGUAUACUGAUUUAGAGAGAGUAAAUUCCAAAUUUUAAAUUUAAAAUUAUCUAAAUUCACAAAUAUUUUUUGAAUAGUCAUUAAUAAUUUAAUAAUUCAUAAUAAAAACUAAGGAAUUUUAACAAAAGUUUGCUUUCUCAAUGUCAAGUAUUAAAACUAAUGAUUAUAAUAUCUAAAUUACAUCUGAUUAAAUAUAAGCUAUGUCAAAUACGUAAUGCUCAGGAAAAUGGAUCAAGAUAUUAAGGUAUUAACUAAGUGCUUUUUUUUCAGAGAAAUUUAAUAUAUGUCAAGCUGAAGUUAAAAGUAAAGAGGAUAUUCAACAAAUUCAAAUAAAAUGCAUUUUUAGCUUGAUAAUAUUAAAGCUAAUUAAAUAAUUUUGUUAAAUCCAUUAAUAUAAAAUAAAUACAUUCGAGUAAGACAUUAAUUAAGAAAAACUCUAAGCUGUUUAAAAAUAAGAAUAGUUUAAUCAAAAUUUUAAAUUAAUGAUUAUAAAGUAACUAAAGUAAUAAAAAGAAAAAAUAGAAUGUAUUUUUUUGAAAUAAAAAGAUGUUGAUUAAACUAGUAAAUAAAGUAGAGAAAAAACAAAAUAACUUCUUUAUUAAAUAAAGUUAGAUUAAAUAAUGAUCGAAAAUGCAUAUGAAAAAAUUGAAAGAGAAGACAUUUAUUAAAUAAAAUCUCAGGUUAUACAAUUCAUGAAAGAGGCUCAUUUAUUUAUUACUAUUUAAAAUUUGAAUGAACAUUAUGAACAUGAUGCUGUUAAGAGUUAAAUGUAAUAAUAUGAUAAUAUUAUAACGCUAAUUUAAAAUAGUAGUUUCGGGGAAUUCAAUAAUUGUCAAUUUUAAGAAAAAACAAAAACCUUAUCAUAUUGGAUUGGAUAGAACAAAAAUUUAGAUUACUGUUAUUUUUGUGUAGAUUAAGAUAUAAAAGAGAUAAAGAAGACAAUUAAAUUACUAAAAAUAUUAGAGUAAUUGUUAGCGAUAAAUGUAAAUUAGAUUUAAUAAACUGAAAAUAAAGAACUUUAAUUAAUUAUAGAUAAGUUCAAUUCAUAAAGGUAAUAAAUUGUAAAUAAGUUUAAUAUUUAAACAUAAAUUACUAAUUUAAUGAAAAUUUUGUAUGAAAGAAAUUAAUCUGAGAGUUGCAAAUGUGUAGUUUAAAUAGAACAAUAAAAAGAUAAAUCAAUUUAAAAAAUUGAAUCAACUUUAGAAGAAACCUUAAAUUUCUUUUUAUUUAGAUAAAAAAGUUAAGAAAAUAUAUCUUAAAAGCUAGACCCUUUGUACUUUAAUGUAAGAAAUAAUCUACAUGAAUAAGUAACGAUAAAAAAGUCAAUAUUUGAUGUAUUUGAUUUCAGCAAUGAUUAUAAGAUCAGAGAAUGCUUAGUUUAUAAUUUAAUAAAGUUACAGUAAGGAAUCAAAGAAGAAUAAAUAGAAGAAUUUUCGUCAAAACUUAUUUAAUAUCUUUGGAUUUUUGAAAAAGAUUAAAGAGUUAGAAAUCUAUUAAAAAAUAAAGAAUUAAUUGAAAUGUAAAAACUGUUUUUUUCAAAAGAUAUCAAGUCUAUAUCUGAAUAAGUUAGAUAGGAGAUGAAAUUAAGAAUGAAAAGUAUAGAGAGCAUUUAAUAAGAAUUAAGACUUGAGGGAAAUUCAUAAGUUAAAGAACAAAUUAAAUAAUAACUUAUAUUAGCCUAUGAAGAACUUGAAUAAUAUAAUGAUAAUAUUACUGAAAUGUCGGAAAAAAUGGAUGUAAGUUUAAUAAUUUUAAAAGAUAUAUCUAAAGAUGUGAAAUAAAUGAAAAGUUAAAUUGAUUCUUUAUAAGAAAGUUUAAAUCAAGUUGGUGAUGAUAUUCGUAAAUUAAGAGGAAAAAGAUAUGAUGAAUUAUUAGAUAUAAGAAAAUAAAAGAUAUUAUUAUAAUCUAAAUUAGCAGAAUUGGAUUCUGUUUAUGUUUAAUUAAAAACAAUAGAAUAUGAUCCUGUUACUGGUGAGAUUAUAAAAUCUAAAGAUGGUGUAAUAAUAACUUAAUUAAUGAGUGAGUAAUAGGAUGAUUAUGGAGGUGAAGUAAAUGAAUUUAUUUGGGGUGUAUCAAAAUAAAAUGAUGUUAUGUUACUUUCAGGAAAUGCAGGUUCUGGUAAAAGUAGAGCAGCUAGAAAAAUUGAAGAAUUUCUAUGGAAGUAACAAGGUAGUAAUUCUAAAUGGAUUCCUAUAUUUGUAUCACUUCCAACUUUAAAGAAUCCUAAAUAUAAUUUAUUUGAAUAAGCUUUAGAAUCUGAAAAUUAUUAAUUUGAUAAAUAUUAAGUUAGAGAACUUAAAGAGGCUAUUUAAAAUAAAAAAGAAUUUAUCAUUUUAAUUCUUGAUAGUUAUGAUGAGAUGAAAUAAGAUUGUAUUUAAUAGAAUCUCAUUAUUACUAAUAAGCUAAUUCAAGAUUUAAAUAUUGAAUAAAAUUCUAAAUCCUUCAAGAUUAUCAUCACAACAAGAAGAGAAAUAUUAAAUACUUUGGGAUAUUAAACUUGGUUUUAUGGAUAGAGUAUAAGGAGUUUAAAAGAAGUUUAGAUAUAGGAUUUUGAUAAAGGUUAAAAAAGUGAUUAUCUAAUAUAAUAUAAUGAACUUAGUGUAAGGAGAAAAAUAAGAGGUGUUUAUGACUUUUUAAAGCAGAUUUCAUAAUAGAGCUUUAAUUUAGAUGAAUUUUUGAGCAUAUGGUAUUAAGUUAAUGCAGAAGUUUAAGAAAGUAUUAAAAAUUCUCAUUAAGCAUAAUUGGAAUUAAUUUUUGAUAAUUCUUAAAUCGAAAAAUUAAUACAAAAAAUUUUAGAGCAUCAUCCAUUUAAAUAUCUAAAGGAUGAAUAAAUUAGAGGGCUCAGAAAAGAUUUAUCAUCUUUAUGGAGUGUUUAUAAAUUUGAAAAAGCCAUCGAAAAUGUAGGUAUUUCUGAUUUAUUGUCAACUCCUUUUAUGUUGGAAAUUAUUGUCUAAGUAUUACCUAGCAUGGCAAAAUAAUAGCAAGGUUCUGUUGAUAUAAAAAAUAGAUUUCUUUAAAGUUACAUUAGUAUCACAAAUAAAAAUAUCUUAUCUAAAAAAUUAUUGGAAAAUUAUAAAAAUAAUUUAGAUUAAAAAGAAAAUAAUUAAAAAAUCCAACCUCUUUUUGAGGGAAAAAGGUCAAAAAUCUAAUAUUAUGAAUUUAUUGAUAAAUCAGAAUAACAAACUAAGAUUUAUUAAUUUUUAGACGAAUUGGAGAGUUUACAGUUCUUUUAAACUUACUCAAUAACUAGCAUUCUUAAAAUUGAUUAUUAUGACUUAUUUGUUGAUAAUAAAUCUUUUAAAAUCUAUAAUUAAGAUUUAGUUUGUGUAGUUGAAGCUUUAAAAAUGAAAAAGUAUACAAUAUUUGAGUUUUACGAUAGCUUUAUUCAUUUUUAUCAUGAUCAAUAAAUUCAAAAGUUGAGAGAAAUUGGUAAACUUUCAAAUUGGGAAAGUUUUCAAUUAGAUAUUUUAUAAUUUUCUUAAAAUUUAGCAUUAAAUAUGACAAUAAAUUAAUUAUCUUAAAUCACAUAUUAAUAAAAAGGAAAAUUGAAAUUAACAAAUAAUUAUAAUAAUAAUAAGCAUAAAGAUGAUGAUGAUUGGAUUGAUGAAUAUUUUAAUGAUUCUUAAUAGGAUCUUGAUUACAAUAAAUUAAUAAGAAGUUGUAUCCUCUUAAAUGCUAAAGGAAGUAGCUAUUCUUUUACUCAUAAAUCUAUUUAAGAAUUCUAUGUUGCUAAAUACAUUUUGGAUUUAUUGCUUUAGUCAGUUAAUUAAGAUUUGAAUGAGAACAAUUUAGAUGAGAAAUAAAUAAUGAAAUCAUUAUAUAAUUAAUCUAAAUUAAACAUCUCGAAAGAUCAUUAUCAAGGAGCCUUAGUUUUUAUAAAAGAUAAAUUAAAUAAUCUAGAAAACAUAAAAGAUAUUCUUAUUAAUAUAGUUAAACUUUCUACAAAUGAUAACUUCAUACAUGCAGCUUCAAAUAGUAUUUACUUGUUAUCCUAAUUGGAUGUUUAUCUAGGAGAAGAAAAAUUUUUAAAUAUUAAUAUAUGUCAUACAAAUAUUUCAGGUUUGAGUUUUUGUAAUUCAGAUUUUAGCGAAUCUAAAUUUACUAAUGUUAAUAUUAAUUCUUGUAAUUUCAAUUAUGCUAAUUUGACAAAUGUUAAAUGGAAUGAUAUACAAUGCAAAGAAAAACCAUUUUUAAAAAAAGAUGAAAAAAUUCAAGUAGUAGAAUUUUCUCCAAAUGGUAAAUUAAUUGCAUCAAACGGAAAGCUAAACUUAGUUAUACUUUGGGAUGUGGAAACUUACUUAGAAAUAUUGGAAUUGGAUGGUCACAGUGACAUGAUAUAAUCAAUUGCCUUUUCACCUGAUUCAGAAACUCUAGCUUCAGCCAGUAAAGAUAAGACAAUUAAGUUAUGGGAUAUUUCUAAUCUAAAAAUCAAAAAGUUGAUUACUACUCUAAAGUAUCAUGACUCUGAAGUUAUAGAUGUAAGAUUUACUUAUGAUGGAAAAAAAAUAGUUUCAGCUGAUACAUCAGGGAUAUUGAUAUCUUGUGAUCUUAAGUCUAUCAAAGAAAAACCAGAUGAUAUUAUAUUUGAGUACCAAUAAGAAAUUUUAGUUUAAACUUGCACUUAAGAUGAUAAAAUGAUUGCUUUGGGAUUAAAUGACUCCAGUAUUAAAUUAAUUAAAGUAGAAACCAAGCAUGAAAGAAAUUUAAUAGGACAUACAGGAACAAUUACAGCCUUAGCUUUCAGUAAAGAUGGAAAAAGAUUAGCGUCUGCAUGUAACUACUUACUAUUAUUAUGGGAUUUGAGGAAUGAUAAUAAAUGCUAAAUUUUGUCAUUUUAAGAAUAUGAAAUCUAAUAUUUAACCAUACUAAAUGAAAGAGAAAUAGUCAUAGGAGCAUUAAACUAUCUUGCUUAUGGAGAAUUUUAGUAUGAUGAUUCUACUUAUUUUACUAAUAUUUAAUAAUCCUAUCUUGUUUAAUUAUUUCCUAAAUCUAAUCUGGCUUUUAUUAUCCAAGAUAGAAAAAUUGAAAUACUUGAUUUAAACACUAAAGCAAUUAUUAAUAGUAUAUUUUUAAGUGAAGAAAUUAUUGAAAUCGAGCUAGAUAACAAUGAAUAGAGAUUAAAAAUUAGACUUAAAGAUUAUCAUAAAAUAUUUUUGAACAUGAAUACUUUUUAGGAAUUUGAUCCUUCUGAAAGAGAAUAACGUUAAUUUCAUUAUUAGAAUCUAGUAUUUGAAAAAUGUUCUAGUGAAAUUAUAAUUUAUGAUGAUAAGAAUUAGAAUUAUGAUGAAUCAAAUAAUUCCAUUCGUUUAUUUUGUGAAUAAGUAAUUUAGUUUUCAUUCUAAGCUAAUUAGUAAUUAUUGGCUUGUAAAUCCAAAGAAAGUAGAAUAAUGUUAUAUGAUUAUAAAGAAAAAAAGCGUAUAUAUAAUGGUAUUGAAGAUAUAGGAAAAGUUGAUCAAAUGGUCUUUUCACCCAUCAAACCUAUAUUAUCUGUAAUUGAUUAUUAAGGAAUUUUAUAUUUUUGGAAUAUUAGUAAAGAUCCUUUUGAAUGUUAAAAAUUCGAUGAAAUUGAUGAGGGUAUUAAGGUAUAUUUAAUCAAUUAUUCACCUGAUGGUUCAUUAUUAAUUAUUUCAACUAACGAUUAGAAAAUCAGAAUUAUAGAUGAAAUAAAUGGAUCAGCAACAAAAAUAUUAGAAUUUUAAUUUAAUAUUGAUAGAGGUAUUUAUGUAUCUUUUGAUAAUGAGACUUUGGUUAUUAAUAGCGACAAAUUAUGGAACUUAAAUAAGUGUGAGGAAAUAUUGUUACAAGAUCGAGAUUCAUAUUACCAUAACCCAUAAAUUCAAUUUUGUCCAGAUGGAAUAUCUUUUGCAUUAAUAUCAUAAGAUAAAUAUUUAAGACUUUGGAAUAAAAAUACAGGAUAGAGUAUUAAAAAUUAUAAACUUCCUGAGGAUUCAUCAUAUAAUAGUUUUAAUUUCUCUAAAGAUGGAAAGUUUUUUGUUACUGCUGGAAAAUACAUUAGAAUAUGGAAAUAUUCUGAAAAUAAUAUUGAAAUGAUUAGUGCUUACCAUCCUUAUAUUAGUUAUUAUAGAUAUGAGGCUGAAAUUAGUUAAUUAUUAUUGAUUGAUAAUGACUAAAAUCUUAUGUAUAUUAUGAAUAAAGAAUUAGAAAUUAUGGCUCUGUCUAAAUGCAAUUUAAAGUAUAUAAUACCAACUUCAUAUUGGUUUGUUUAAUUUCUAACAAAUGGAUAUAUGGUUACACAGGGCUAUACUGAUGUAGCAAUUUUUGAUUGGAAAUAAUAGAUUUCUAUAUUGACAUUUAGAGCUGAUAUUGUAGAAUUCUUUUCAGAUAGUUUGCAUUGCAUAAUUAUAAAUUAAUCAAGAAUUAUUAAGAUGGAUAUGAAUUCGUAAAAAGAAAUCUUUAAUUUAGUUAUUUGUGAAGAGAUAUAAAGUGCUGAGCUCAGCUAAAACGAAAAGAUCCUAAUUUUAAUAUGUAAAAAUAUAAUAAAAUUAUUAAAUAUUGAAGAUACUUCCAAUAUCUAUGAAUUUAGAUCUUAUAACAAUACUGAUUCAAAAUACUUUUCUUGGUCAUGUAACAAUGAUUAUCUAUGUUAUAGGCCUAAUUCUGAUUUUGUAAUUAGACAAAUAUAAAUUUAAUAAAAAAUUAAAUUUGCAAUUCUAGAUAAUAAAGUGCUUCAAAUAAAUUCCUUUGAUUCUUAAAAUAAAAUCUUAUUACGAAAUUAAAGUGGUUCAGGUAUUUUUAAUUUUUUAACUUAAAAAUUUGAAUUAUUUAAACAAGAAUUUAAAUAAUCAUCAAUUUCAUUUAAUGGGUAAUUAAUUGCUUAUAAAAACACGGAGUUUAAUAAUAACAAAUUUGAAUUUUAUGACGUUUUGAAAGAUAAAUCGUUGACUGUAUAUUAUGAUAAUUAUACAUACCCUAUCCAAUUUUCAAAAAACGGUGAUUAUUUGUGUGCUUAUAAAAAAGAUUAAAAAUAAGUAAUAAUAUUUUCUAUUGAUGAAAAAAAAUAACUAAAAAUGCUAUGUUCUUUAUAGUUUGGAUCAGAAUGUAAGAAAGUAUCAGUUACUCCUUAUUUUGGUUAUAUAGCUGUUAUGUAUUCAGAAAAGCUUAAAUUAAUGAAUUUAAAUUGGAUAUUAAAAUCCUAAAUGGUAAUUAUUAAUGAACUAAAAAAAGGAAAUGCCUAUCAUAGAAAUUCUUUUCUAUUAUCUGAUGAUAAUUCAAUAAUUUUUGCAACAUCUGAAGCUAUCAAGACAUAUAGAUUGGAUUUAAGAGAUGAUUUAAAUACUUACACAAGUUUUUAUGGUAUUAUUACUUGUUUUGUAUAAAUUGAUAAAAACACUAUUUGUAUUGGUUAAAAGAAUUAAAUAUAUCUACUUAAUAUUAGUUAAGAAAGGUAUAAUUGCGAAAAAAAAACACCAUUGGGAGAACAUGAAAAUGAUAUUACAAGUUUAAUUUAUUCUUAAAAAGCUUAAUUAUUAGCAUCUAGUGAGGAUUAAAAAAUAUUUUUAUGGAAUAUUAAUGCUAAAAAGAAAAUAGCAGUAUUUGAAGGUCAUACAAGUGUUAUUAAUUAAUUAUCUUUUUCAUCUGAUGGUAAAUGUUUGGCUUCUGCAAGUGAUGACAAAUAAAUUAAAUUAUGGAAUAUUGAAUUAAGUGAAUAAUAAAAAAUAUCAAAAGGACAUUAAAAACGUGUAAGUUAAAUUGCUUUCUCUAGAGAUGGGCUAAUUAUUGCAUCAUCUAGUGACGAUUAAUCAAUAAUUUUAUGGGAUUUAAUAGACAAGAACUUUAUCAUUUAGUUAGAAGAACAUACUUCGUAAAUAAAAUGUUUAUAAUUCUCUUGUUGUUCUCAAUGGUUGGCAUCAGGAAGUUAUGAUGAAUCAAUUUGUUUGUGGGAUGUUAAAUUUCCACACGAAGCAACUCUAUACUAUAAAAUAUAGGAAAUGUAUUUAAAUCCAGAUGAAUUACAUUUUAGUCCAUCAGGAUCUUUUACUACUCUUACCAAUGAUAAAGGUGAAUAAAAUAAAAAUAAAAAUAAUCAAGAAGAAAAUGUAAAAGUUCAUAAAUUUUAAGUUUGGAAUAUGAAUGAAAUUGGUAAAUAAGAGUAUAAAUUUGAACUCUCUUCAUUUUAUAAUAAUAAUCUUAUUUUCAUAUAGGAUAAUAAUAUUAUUUUUUUUGGUGAUGAAACAUUAAUUUAAGUUCAUGAUUUAUCAAAUAAGUAAAAUGAAAAUCUUGUAGGGCAUUCUCAUGUGGUAGUUAUGAUUAAAUCUUGGAAGUAUGGUGAAAAAUUAUUAUCAGUAGAUAGAUAGAAUAAUGUGAUUUUUUGGUAAAAAAUAAACAAUACUUGGAUAAUUUAAUCAAAAAUUAGUUUGAAUUAUUUUAUUAUUUAAAUUGAUAUAAUUUGGAAUUAUUAUCAAGAUUACAUAGUAUGUAUGAAUAGUGAUUUAAUAAUGAUAUCAAAACUUGAUUAAAUGUAAGUUUAAAAACCUUCUAUUGAUAUAAAAUAUAGCAUGUACAUUGCAUGUAGUUAUUUAUCAAAUAGUGAAAACUUUUUUAUAUUCCUAAAUUAUGAUUAUGAAAUAACACUAUUAAAUAGUGUUACUGGAGAAAUUUAAAAUACAUUUAAAAAUCCUUACCAUUAAACUGAAACAGCCUAAAUUAAAAUAUCAAAUGAUGAUAGAUUUUUAGCUGUUUCUAAUAAAUAUUCAAUUUAUGUCUUUGAAAUCUCUGAAAAGUUAGAGAAAGAGAUUCCUAAUUUAGAAAGCAGUAUACAACAUUUUGAAUUUAGCUGGGAUGAUUCAAAUAUUUUAUAUACAGUAUCCGAAUAUAGCAUAAUUAAAAAGUGUGACAUAAAAAAUAAUUCUAGUGAAAUUAUUCGGGUUAUAGAAAGUUUAAAUCCAUAUUGUAAAAUUAGUUUUAAUUUUUCAUAGUAAUGCAAUUUUAUAGUAUACUCAUAAAAUAAUAGCCCACUUAACAUUGUUAAUCUCAACGAUAAAGAUAAUUAUCAAAUUCUUGAUUUAAAUGGUCUUGCAACAACUUUUUCUUUUAAAGAGAUUUUAAUGGCUACAUUCACAUAAGAUUAUAAGAUUUAUUUAUUGAAUCUUAAAGAAGAAAUUUAUAAAGAAAAUAAUAUUAAUAUCAUUUAUAAAAAAUAAAUUGUAAACUUAACUUUUACAAAUGAUGACACUGAGUUGAUUUGUUGUUUAAAAGAUUCUAUUUGUUUCUUUUAAAUUUAAGAAGAUCUUUAAAUAAAAUUAAAAUAUAUUUGGAAGAUAAAUGAUUAGAAAUUUUAUACUUUCUGUCCUAAACAUUCAUCAAUUUUUUAAGUUUAGGGUAAUGAAAAUCAGAUUGAAUUUAUAUAACCUGUAUAAACUUAACUUUUAAUAGAUGAACAACAUAAUCCUGUUAAUUUUCACAUUCCUUACGAUAAAAAUUUUAUUGCAUCGAUAAGUAAAUAAGGCAUAAUUAUAUGGGACUUUAAAGAAGAAAAAUAAAUAUUAAAUACUUCUUAAUGGUGUGGUAACUAAGUCAUGCUUAUAGAAUUAAAGACAUUAAUAAUAAAAUGUGAUAAGGAAAUCAAGAUAUUAGAUAUAAGAAAUCUAGAGACAAUUUAAGAAAUUCACUCAAUUUAGUUUAAUAAAUAUAUAAAUAGUUUCUCAUUUUCUUCAAGAUAGGCAUAUUUUGUUUGCGGAUUUGAUACAUAAAUAAAAGUAUGGAAAGUUUUAGAUGAUGGAUAAUGUCAAUAAGUAGCUAUUUAUGAUAAAAAAAAUGAAUAUAAUUCAGUUCUGGCUAUUUCUCCUUUUGGUGAUUUUUUAGUUUACAAAUAAGAAAAAAAGUUGCAAUUAGUUAGAAUAAAGCAAUCACAUACAAAAGAGUUAGACGAAAAAGUAAGUGGCCUUUAAUAUUCAUCAGAUUACAAAUAUUUUAUAACACUAAUAAAUGGAAAUCCCUAAUUAUUUACUUCAACUUUAGAUCAAAUAGAAAUUUAAUUAGAAAACUCAUUAGAAAAUAUAAAUGGAUAAUGUAUAAAAUCGGCUUCCAUAGAUUCAAUAUUUGCAAUUUUAUGUGAAGCUUGUGUCUUAAUAGUGAAAAUUAUAGAUAAUAAGAAGUUAACUUUGUUUAAGAACAUUUAAUUAGAAAAAAUAUAAAAUAUUAUUUCUUUUGAAAUAAAUCCUUUAGGAACUCUAUUAAUUGCUGGUAAUAAAGUUGGAUCCAUUUUCUUAUGGGAUUUAACAUCAUCUAAUAAUUAAAUUAUCGAUAAACCAAAUUUGGUUGUAGAAAAUUAAAAUCAUCAAAUUUAUGAUUUUAAAUUUAGUCCUAAUGGAAUUGAUAUUUCAGCAGCAGUUUAAGAUGGGUCUAUAAAUUUAUAUUCAGUGGAAUAAAUUAGUAAUGAUUAAAUUAUAAAAUAAAGUGAUGAAAAAUAAGAAGUUUAAGAAAAGAAUUAAGUUGCAGUAAUUGAAAAUAUAAACAAAUAAUACAGAUUAAUUUGCUAUAAAUCAUUUGCCAGAUAAUCUUUAUUAUUAGCCAAUUAAUGCAUAGUGCUAAAUGCGUAAAUCAACUAAAAUACAAAGUCAAUUCUUUAACUAUUCAAAUAAAAAGGGGCGAUUUGAGUUGACG
This is a messenger RNA of Paramecium sonneborni, 12451 nucleotides long. NCBI's taxonomy places the organism in Eukaryota, Ciliophora, Oligohymenophorea, Peniculida, Parameciidae. The record is from the annotation of a GenBank genome assembly.